Molecule: messenger RNA, 426 nt
Organism: Trichomonas vaginalis G3
Lineage: Eukaryota; Parabasalia; Trichomonadida; Trichomonadidae
Exons: 1
Coding region: 1-426 (141 amino acids)
Source: RefSeq, a predicted model, not a curated record
AUGUUAGCUAUCCUGACUCAUCUUUCAGCAUCCUAUGAACGAUAUGGUGUUGCUAUUAAUGAACUUCUUGAUAGCGCUGUAACAGAAAACUUCAAUUUUUAUGAAUGCCAGUUUACUGGAAUAGGAACAUUAACAACUCCAUCUACAAUCAAUCUUUAUAGAGGAUCAGCCAACUGCGGAGUCAAUAUGGUUGCCUGUGUGUUUUCAUUCUGCCAAGCAAAAGAUGGCGGUGCAUUUAGCCUAUGGGAUUACAUGGACUGCAAUGUCAAACUUAUUUGCGCAUAUGGUUGUAAAGCAGCUAAUAGUGGUGGAUGCUGUGUAAUAAAAUUAGCAUCAUCAUUCAACGCUUCUCAUAUCUCAGCUGUUAGUUGCGAAAGUGCCUGCAAAAAUUUCUUCUUUUCAGGUGUCCAUUUGUCUCAAACCUGA